AUGCGUCUCCUCUCCCUCCCCAGCCAUGCCCUCGUGGCAUUCCUGACUCUCAAGUCAGCUUCAGCUCGAGUUCUGAACAAGAGAGACAGCCCGGUCCUCCCAGGUCUCUGGGCGGACCCCAACAUCGCCAUCGUCAACAAGACGUAUUACAUAUAUCCCACCACCGACGGCUUCGAAGGCUGGGGCGGCAACUCAUUUUACUGGUGGAAGUCCUCUGAUCUCGUCUCGUGGACAAAGAGUGAAGAGCCAUUCCUUGUCCUGGACGGUGAGAACGGCAAUGUUCCCUGGGCGACUGGCAAUGCUUGGGCACCAGCAUUUGCUGCUCGCGAUGGGAAGUACUAUUUCUACCACAGUGGAAAUAAUCCCUCGGUUCAGGAUGGCCACAAGAGCAUCGGUGCUGCUGUCGCCGAUCAUCCUGAGGGGCCUUGGAAGGCGCAGUCUAAAGCAAUGAUCAAGGGCACCAAAGAUGAGGAGAUUGUCAGCAACCAAGCAAUCGACCCCGCAGCCUUUGAAGAUCCCGAAACUGGAAAGUGGUACGUGUACUGGGGCAAUGGCGUGCCAAUCGUGGCAGAGCUGAACGACGACAUGGUCUCGCUCAAAGCGGGCUGGCACAAGAUCACAGGCCUGCAGGACUUCCGCGAAGGUCUUUUCGUCAACUACCGUGACGGAACAUAUCACCUGACAUACUCCAUCGACGACACAGGCUCCGAGAACUACCGCGUUGGCUACGCCACAGCCGACAAUCCCAUCGGGCCUUGGACAUACCGCGGGGUUAUUCUACAGAAGGAUGUGUCUCAGGGCAUUCUCGGCACAGGACACAGUUCGAUUAUCAACAUUCCUGGCACGGAUGAGUGGUACAUUGCAUAUCAUCGCUUCCACAUUCCUGAUGGUGGCGGUUUUAGACGGGAGACUACCAUUGAUGUGUUGCCGAUUGAUGAGGAUACAGGGUUGUUUUCAAAUGUGAAGCCGACUUUGGAGAGUGUGAAGCCGCGGCCUUUGUAG
Messenger RNA from Fusarium sp. VM40, 1002 nucleotides. The record is from the annotation of a GenBank genome assembly. Lineage: Eukaryota; Fungi; Ascomycota; Sordariomycetes; Hypocreales; Nectriaceae.